GACAUCUCAUAUUAUACCCCAGAUUUCUAGCGCAAUUCUUCAAUUUUCUCAAUCGCGUUCAGCCAAAGAACAUGAAUAUAACUCAUCGCAUUGACGAGGCUUCGUCAUCUCCAUCUUCGUCAACGGUUCCGCAGUGGGUGGAGCAUUUCAAGUAUACACGGUUUGUGGACCCUGAUUUUGGCAACCGGCUCUCCGAAGCGCGUAACCUCAUGCACACGCAAGCACCUCUUACCCCUGUUGUCACUUAUCAAGAGCAAAGAACAGCAGCAGGCUCGAUUGCGUCAGAAGUUGCACACUCAAUGCGUCAGGCCGCGUUGAUUCCGCCUGGCGCGCCAAAACAUGGGUGGGAAAAGGGAUCAUACAGAUCACCUUUUGACUAUCGUAUCGUCGGCUACUCAGGCGGAGACAAAUGCACAGCCUCUGAUAGACUACCCCCGUAUGCUUCACCCGACGUUACGCCUGGAUCUGAUGCCAAGGAGCGUCAUAUCUUUCUCGGCCCUCUCCGGAUAAUCCGCGAAACAGGGUCUGCUCUCUGUCUAGAUGACCGCGAAAGGCUCUUAACCUUUAUUGAUAGCUAUAUGGCGGAAUCUCUGCACACGGUUGUAGAACACGAUGGCAUUCUUCCGAACGUUGUCUACACAAUUGGUAUCCCCAUGACAGACGCCAACUGGGCCAAGUACAAACAACUCCUCGCUGUCUUCGGAUUUGCCAGCGGCAUGGAUGCCAUGCUUGCUGUCGGGUCUGACAAGUUCGACAACUAUACCUAUGUCGUCGAUAGUACGAGUGCAGAGCAUGUGGAGGGUUGGAAGGCUCUAGCGAGUGCGAGUGAGAGAGACCUUGAUAUGGCUAUACUUCCACAAGAGCUAAUACAGAUCUGGAAAGGGAUGUGUGUUGAAGGUGGGGCUGGCUAUCCGGGUACCUCAAAGAAUUUUGAGCAGUAG
Molecule: messenger RNA, 941 nt
Organism: Alternaria alternata
Lineage: Eukaryota; Fungi; Ascomycota; Dothideomycetes; Pleosporales; Pleosporaceae
Exons: 4
Coding region: 72-941 (289 amino acids)
Source: RefSeq, a predicted model, not a curated record